Messenger RNA from Diaporthe amygdali, 1143 nucleotides. RefSeq lists its product as uncharacterized. The coding region runs from base 1 to 1143 and encodes 380 amino acids. The record is from RefSeq and is a predicted model, not a curated record. NCBI's taxonomy places the organism in Eukaryota, Fungi, Ascomycota, Sordariomycetes, Diaporthales, Diaporthaceae. Gene Ontology annotation, biological process: guanosine tetraphosphate metabolic process. The transcript has a single exon.
AUGGCUCCAGUGGGCAAUCCCAGUCAGUACGACAAGGUAGUGGCAGAGUUCCUCCAGAAUUACAAAAAGCAGGGAACUCAAGAGCGAUUUGAGAAGCUUGCUGCGCUCACCAGGAAAGAAUGUGAAAAUAUACUGGAGAGAAUCCAUGUCAAAGGAGUGGUGCAGAGCAGAACGAAGCGCUAUCAAUCAUUGGAGAAGAAAUUGAAUGAAAUGGCGAGAGAUACCGAGUUUCGAGACUGGGUUUCCAAAAAGGAAAAUGACAUCCUUAGACAUAGCGAGAUGGGUGACCUUGCUGGGGUACGUAUUGGUCUGUAUCUCCCCGACGAUGUCAUCAAAGUUUCCAAGGAACUCGACAAACACUUCGACAGACAACAUCUCUUUGGUACGGUCACGGGUGGGCGGGACCCAGCCCAGGGCAGAAACUUGGAUGUCCAGCAACACGCCAACGGGCCGUGGCAGUCUCGAGAUCUCAAUGGGGACAUUGAGCAUUGGCAACACUAUGGAUACAAAUCAUGGCAGAUGGUGGUCAAAUGGAGGGCGAGCAGCAGUUUGCCCGAGAACCUCAAACCCCUCCGAGUCGAGAUACAGGUCGGAACGGUGGUAACACAGGCUUGGGGCGAGGUACAGCACGAUAUCAUCUACAAGAGGCCAGCCGAAAUUCUUGCCACGCCAACCAUGAAGAGGAUGAUCGAUGCCAUCAAUGGUCUGGCAAUCACGACCGAGAUCAUGCUCGUGGAACUGGCACGAAGCCUGGAGGUUGCGAAGAAAGAAGCUGAGAAUGCAAGGAGAGCGGCGGAGAAGAAGGCCCUUGAACCCUUUGCGAGCGGGGAAGAGUUUUCGAAGUGGUUCAAAUCGACAUACAUGGCCAAGAUGCGGCCGGAAGAGCGUGAGCGAUGGGCGUCCUCUUCGACAUGGGCUGAUGUCCUGGUCCAGUCGAGCCGUGGUGUACCCGCGCAUGCGGCAAUAAUGAAGCACACCAGUCCCAAGGAAGUCCGUCGAAUCACAGCAUCUCGGGCCGAGUUGGGAAAACUGAUUGAGGAGAAGAAGAUACUCGUGCAGCCUAGGAAGAAGACCGACAAAGCGUUGGACAUCGGUCGCCUGCUCCUGGAAGCUCUGGGAUAUAAGCUACACCAUCUUGAUUGA